Molecule: messenger RNA, 2452 nt
Organism: Phalaenopsis equestris
Lineage: Eukaryota; Viridiplantae; Streptophyta; Magnoliopsida; Asparagales; Orchidaceae
Product: DEAD-box ATP-dependent RNA helicase 14-like
Exons: 8
Coding region: 175-2091 (638 amino acids)
Cellular component (GO): cytoplasm; ribonucleoprotein complex; nucleus
Molecular function (GO): ATP binding; RNA binding; protein binding
Source: RefSeq, a predicted model, not a curated record
UUUCUUUCCACUCAAAAUUCGCAUUUUUUUGGCCCAGUAGAGCUCACUUCCGCUUUGCAGCCGCAUCGUCUUCCCCAUUUCCAUCUCUCGUAGUCGGAGCCCUGCUAGGGUUUCACACUUUUCCGUGGCAUUUUAUCGACCUCAACUUCGCUGUUCGCCACCUUAAGGCAAGUCAUGUUGGCAUCGGCGACGACGGACACUUCCUUGUCGUCUUCAAAAGGCCGCAUCAGCUACGCGCCGGCGGAUCCCACGCUCGCGAAACCUUGGCGAGGCCUUAUCGAUUCCAAGACUGGUUACCUUUACUUUUGGAACCCGGAGACCAAUGUGACGCAAUACGAGAAACCGCUUUCCUCUUCUCCUCCUCCUAUUCCGCAGCGGGAAGAUUCGCCUUCUCCUGCUACUGUUGAACCUGAAAUUUGCGAGUUUGAUCAGCCUCAGAAAGGUAAUGCAGGGAGCCUGGAAUGCUCCCAAAAUCAUGUGUCCGGACCAGAGAUAGUUGAUGGCGAGGAAUCGUACAUGCGGAACUCCCAAACUAACCAGGAUUCGGGAGUUGGCUUAUCUGUGGAGGCUUAUCGACGGCGUCAUGAAAUUACUGUCAUUGGAACAAAUGUUCCUAACCCAUACAUCACAUUUGAGUCCACAGGUUUUCCAUCUGAGAUCCUAAGAGAGAUAGGUCAUGCUGGUUUUUCUGCACCUACUCCGAUCCAAGCACAAUCAUGGCCAAUCGCUUUGCAGGACCGUGAUAUUGUCGCUGUUGCUAAAACAGGAUCAGGCAAAACAUUGGGUUAUCUUAUUCCGGGUUUCAUCCAUCUUAAGCGCCUGAAUAAAGAUGCUAGAAUGGGCCCGACUGUUCUGGUUUUGUCACCAACCAGAGAAUUGGCGACUCAAAUACAUGAUGAAGCUACUAAGUUUGGAAAAUCUUCACGAAUUUUAUGUGCUUGUUUGUAUGGUGGAGCUCCUAAAGGUCCCCAGUUGAGAGAUAUUGACCGUGGAGUCCAUGUCGUGGUUGCAACUCCUGGAAGGCUGAAUGACAUUUUAGAGAUGAAAAGGUUGAACCUUGAUCAAGUCUCAUACCUCGUUCUUGAUGAGGCUGACCGCAUGCUCGACAUGGGUUUUGAACCACAGAUACGGAAGAUUGUGAAAGAAAUACCACCCAGGCGCCAGACUCUUAUGUACACUGCUACUUGGCCAAAGGAGGUCAGAAAGAUUGCAUCGGAUUUACUUGUUAAACCAGUUCAGAUUAAUAUUGGCAGCGUAGACGAACUUGCUGCGAAUAAAGCUAUUACCCAGCAUGUAGAGGUCAUUUCAAACAUGCAGAAGCGACGCAGACUGGAACAGAUUUUGCUUUCGAACGGCCCAUCGAAAUACAUCGUGUUCUGUUCUACGAAGAGAAUGUGUGAUCAGCUUGCUGAGUAUCUUGAAGGUCCAUUUGGUGCUUCUGCAAUUCAUGGUGACAAGUCUCAGAUGGAGCGUGAUCGGGUGCUUAGUGACUUUCGAAGUGGGAAGUCACCCAUACUUGUGGCAACUGAUGUGGCAGCACGUGGAUUGGAUAUUAAAGAUAUCAGGUUUGUGAUUAAUUAUGAUUUCCCUACUGGUGUUGAAGACUAUGUCCACAGAAUUGGAAGAACUGGUAGAGCUGGUGCAACUGGAGUGGCUUACACAUUUUUUUGUGACCAGGAUUCGAAGCAUGCCUCAGAUCUCGUUAAAGUGUUGGAAGGGGCAGAUCAACAAGUUCCUUCAGAGCUACGGGACAUGGCAUCCCGCAGUAGUUACGGAACAAAAUUCCGACGGUGGGCGUCUGAUUCCAGUUAUGGCUAUAAUGAUCAGGGCUCUUCACAGGACAGAUACUCUCUUGGACGUCAGGAUCAAGAUAGUAAUGGUGAUCACAGAAAUGAGCAUCAUAGAAACUAUGGGGGAAAUGGUGGUGGUGACAGCGGUGGCUGCUACCUUAGUUUCAGUCCAGGCCCGACUGACGACGAUGGUGGAUAUCGUAGUCGAAGCCGAAGCCAAAGCCCUAAUCACAACAGCUUCAGUGAAGCAGCACCAAGCCAGAAUGAUGCCUGGACUAAAGCUGCUAAUUCAGCACGGUAGCUGUGGGAGCCAUAUGGCAGAAGAAAUUUGAUCACGACGAUCUGUUUAGCUUGACAUGGAUGGUUUUGCCGCCUUGCUUCUUUAGGUAAGCUAGGCUCUCUAACAUGCAUUUUUUUUGUAUAGUUCUUUUUGCACAUCAUACUGCUUUUUAUGAUCAGGAAGUCCACUUUUUGUGUCAAAUCUGAAAGGGCAAUGGGUCUCACUUGUAUACGGGCUCUUAUAGGAUGAAGUCCCUGAAAGUUUAUCAAUUUUGUUUUGGCCAAUACGCCUUAGCCAACUGUUUGUUUGCUUGUCCAUAUGGGUUUUUAUUUGCUGAUUUAUUGGUAUCUUUUUAGUUUAAGGGUGAAGGGGUUUUAGUAAU